Acanthoscelides obtectus is the source of this 743-nucleotide messenger RNA. The record is from the annotation of a GenBank genome assembly. Lineage: Eukaryota; Metazoa; Arthropoda; Insecta; Coleoptera; Chrysomelidae.
UUUCAUUUACGUCAAACUUAUGUCACGAUAUAGGUUACUACACUCUUUUCAUACUUUUUUAAGAGCAGAAGAUAAUACGGCAUUAGGAAGAGCCAUGUUAAGCUUAAAAUGGGUAUAACCAGUUCGGUAAACGCAAAAUAUAUAGCAACAGCAAAUGGCAGGUGCAAAUUCUUAGAGAUGUACAUUUGCAUCCAGAUCAUCGCAAUAACCAGAUGUACCAGAGGUUACAUGUGGGGAGUUGGAAUAGCAGGACUGGUGAUAUCGUACCUCCUGCUUACCACGGCUGUGGCGGCAACAGCUUUUGAGCCAAGACAUGAGUGGGGCAUGCUGUUAAUUUUAUGUAUACUAUGUCUGUUGGGUGGAGUGUGGUCUCUUGCAAAAUCCGGCAAUGAGAUUAAAGAAACAGUUAGUGGAGCGCUCAGUCUACUAGCAGGAGUCGUAUAUUUUGCUGACAGCUUCAUUCGAAUAAAACAGUACUGCGCUGAGCUAGCACAUCAAAGGUCUAUGGGCUAUAGCCCUCAAUGGUACAUAUGAUAUUACAGAAACUAGUGCAAUAACGUAAUAAAGAAAUGUUGUAUUGUCAUUUGCUUACUGUGCUUAAGAGAAGUUCGUUUAUAAAUAUAAAGUACCUGAAUUGGCGUAUAAAGAUUCCUCAUAUGAACAAUUAAGAUGAAGAUAGCAUUGGUCAUCUAUUCUCUUUCAUUUUAGCAGCAUAUUGUUUGUCCAAGCUCAGCCAGUUUUAU